Messenger RNA from Amphiprion ocellaris (clown anemonefish), 1207 nucleotides. RefSeq names its product tRNA phosphotransferase 1 (gene trpt1). Bases 151 to 840 code for a protein of 229 amino acids. Gene Ontology annotation, molecular function: tRNA 2'-phosphotransferase activity. Gene Ontology annotation, biological process: tRNA splicing, via endonucleolytic cleavage and ligation. Lineage: Eukaryota; Metazoa; Chordata; Actinopteri; Pomacentridae. The transcript is spliced from 7 exons. The record is from RefSeq and is a predicted model, not a curated record.
GAGAGCAAGCUACGCGUUUGUUGACAGCAGUUUACUGACCGCAAGUGUGAUCUUGUGUAACGUUUCGCACAAUUUAAGCGAGUACACUUUAUGACAACCUGAACAGCGGAUGCAAAACAAGUUGUAAAUGACUGAGCUGCCUGUAUUUUGAUGGACAGUGCCAGAGGAGGAAGAGGAGGCAAAAGAGGAAGAGGACGGAGAGGAAAUCGUGAUGGACAGGACAGAGAUGUCUCCCUGUCUAAAUCCAUGUCUUAUGUGCUUCGCCAUGGAGCCAACCAGAUGGGUCUUCAGAUGGGUACAGAUGGCUUCCUGUUCGUGGAAGAACUCCUUGCUCACCCGCAGUUCCGCUCAUACUCGGUGGAAGACAUUGAGAGAGUUGUGGCCACAAAUGACAAGCAACGUUUUAAGCUCCGUUCCCACCCAGAAGAUGGUCGGCUGCAGAUCCGAGCCAAUCAGGGCCAUUCAGUACAGGUUAUGGAUCUGGACCUGAAACCAGUUGUGGCUGGGUCUCUGGACUGCCCUGCAGAGGCUGUUCAUGGCUCUUACCUCCACAACUGGAGCUCCAUUCAGCAGCAGGGCUUGAGCCGCAUGAAGAGGACACACAUCCACCUGGCGUCAGGUCUGCCGGGGGAGGAUGGCGUCAUCAGUGGUAUGAGGAAAGACUGUGACCUUGCUGUGUUUAUUGAUGUCCCCAAAGCCCUAGCUGAUGGUAUUGAGUUCUUCUGCUCAGAGAAUGGUGUGCUGCUGACUGCAGGAGACACUGAGGGUAAACUUCUCCCUAAAUACUUCAGCCGAGCCCUACGACUGAGGCCUACAAGGAGCAUCCUUCCACUGCAGUAGCUGUACAGGAAACUGUUCUGUCAGUGGACUCAUUUGACCAUGUGAGCAUCCCAUGGUUAGUUGAUGCUUGUCUUGGUCCUUUGGUAGCAUUUGUUGUUCAGCAGCAUCCUAGUGCAGCUACUUUGAUGAGCGAUUGGUGAAUCCUUUAGAAACUGCUAAACCUUAGACUUGAAUUAAACAGGAUGUAUGAGAGAAGCAUCCAUUGUUAUUAUCUGGCAAUUCAACCAGAAUAUUCUGACAAAUGUUCUGCUUUAUUUAUUUAGGUGUAAAUAUCUGGUUUUCUCUAUCACUUUGUCUGUGCAACUCAACUAUGGCACACAAAGAUAUUUAACAGCCAGGCCUUUAAAUAAAGGACUCUUUGAAGGCA